Molecule: messenger RNA, 2022 nt
Organism: Etheostoma spectabile (orangethroat darter)
Lineage: Eukaryota; Metazoa; Chordata; Actinopteri; Perciformes; Percidae
Gene: arhgef3l
Product: Rho guanine nucleotide exchange factor (GEF) 3, like
Exons: 14
Coding region: 216-1766 (516 amino acids)
Biological process (GO): positive regulation of Rho protein signal transduction; intracellular signal transduction
Molecular function (GO): guanyl-nucleotide exchange factor activity
Source: RefSeq, a predicted model, not a curated record
CGAGUUUUAAAGCCUCAGAGCGGAUACAUGAGUAUGUGCAACCCUAAAGGAUGUGGUCUGGUGUGAGAUGAGGAAGAAGUGCACUGAACUCUGACGAGCUCCAUGCAAAGAACUCGUAUGUUACUGAAACAGAAAAGACUGCUGUGAAUUUGGAUGUCAACCCUUGUAUUUUGAGAGUGUGUGAUGUUUCUGUAAAGAUGCAUUGAAGACAAAAGAUGGACGUGGAGGAGACCGGUGAAACAAGGACUUCCUGGUCUGCAGAGACACAGUCCAUCCCCUGUGACCAUGCUGGGAAGAAGAGAAAACAAGACCCUGAGCCUGUUAUCAGAAUCAUAGAGGAUGAAGAGGAGGAUGAGGAGGCGGAGAUGUCUGACCACAUGAGGGAUUCAGAGGAGCCCAGUAAUAAAAGGGUCAAACCUGUGGUUAAGUCCAACAGCCUAACAGGUGUCAUAACCCCGGUGAAGACCCCUGCUCUGAAACGCUUUGGACUGUCCAUUUCGCGGUCCAUAAGUUUCCGCACAGAGGCUCGACCUUUGCCCCCGGCGCCCCUGCGCGCUCGCACGAAGGCCUCGUCGUUUCCACGCCGACGCAACAGCCAAUGUUGGAGUGAUACUGUGGAGAGUCAUGACCUCACUGCAAAGGAGAUCAAACGACAAGAGGUGAUCUAUGAGCUGACUCAGGGUGAGAAACAACUCAUUGAGGACCUCAGUCUGGUCAAGAAGGUGUACUAUGAGCCCAUGCUGAAGUUGGACAUCCUGACAGAGAGUGAGCUUGGACAGAUCUUUGGUACACUGGACUCUCUCAUUCCUCUCCAUCAAGAUCUUCUGUUUCGUCUUGAGCGGCUGAGGGGAUUAGAGAAAACAGUCGGAGAGGUGGGGCCUACUCUGAUGAACUGGUUUCCUUGCCUGGAGGCCUACGUUACAUACUGCUGUAACCAGGUGUGGGCCAAAGCGCUGCUGGACCAGAAAAAGAACGAGAAAAAAGUGGAGCACUUCCUGCGCUUGUGUCAGGAGUCUUCUUUUAGUAGGAAACUGGACCUGUGGAACUUCCUGGAUCUCCCUCGGAGCCGUUUGGUCAAAUACCCCCUCCUGUUGAAAGAGAUACAGAAGUGCACGCCUCCAGAGCACCCAGAUGAAGACACGUUGUCUGAUGCUUUGGAGCUGAUCCACAGCAUUGUGGCAGAGGUGAACAAGAAGACAGGAGAGGCGGAGUGUCAGUUCUACAGGCGGGGUCUCAUCUACCUCGAAGAGAGUCAGAGACUGCCAGAAAUCCAGCUGUCGCGCUUCCUCUACUGCCACGGAGAGCUCAAGAACACCAAGGGCCAGCGGCUGCAUGUAUUCCUGUUUGAGCUGGCGUUGGUGCUGACCAGGCCGGGGGAGGACAGAGACGGAGGACAGCUAUUCCAUGUGUACAGACAGCCUCUGCCCAACAACUUGAUAAAUCUGGAGGAGAUCCCAGAUGGGGAGGCUGGUGGAGGGGGCACCUUCAGGGGAGCCUUCACUGGAGGAAAUGAUAAAGUGAAGAACUGUUUCCGUGUGAGCAGCAGAGGGCGCUCCAAAGCUCACCCAUACAGCCUGCAAGCCAACGACUCCUUCAGCAAGCAGCAGUGGAUCACUUGUCUGCGCCAAGCGAUUGUCCGGUCACGGGACAGAAGCGCUCACCCCAUCCAGUCGCAGCUCUCCCCUCUCCCUGAUCCCGCCCUGUAUCACAUAGCCGAUCUCAGCCUCAGCUCAGACACAGAAAUGGCAGACCACACCAGUCGCUGACUGAUGAUCAGCAGGCCUGGGGAGUGUCUAUGGAUCUGUACAUUGACAUUGGAGAGAAUAAAAUAUGGACUGUUUGUGAAAAGAUGAUUGCGCUUGCUUACACGUAGAAUUUCCUAUAUGGAUUUAGUCAUUUCCUCCUUUUGCUGAUGGAUUGUGUGAUUGUGGGGAUGUUAACUGUACAGCUAGAGAACAGUAUUACUGAAUGUGAAUUUACGGUGUAUGUAAUGUAUUUUCGUUUUAUUUUAUUUUAUUUUUU